GGAAAAAGAAAAGUGAAAAAGAAAAUUUCACAAUUCAAAGCUCCAAAGUGAACAAGCGUUUAAACCAUCAUUCUCGUUUGUUUCUUUCUUUCUUGUACAUUUUCAUCUGAACAACAUUCAAUUUCAAGAGCACUCUUUUAAUAUACAAUUUUAUUUCACCAUAUGGAAGCGGUCACCGCCCCUUCAGCGGUCGAAACAUCCCCAAAUACACAUUUGAGUGUUGCCAUAGGACUGACAGUCGCACUUGUCAGUGCCAUCAUAAUUAUAACCUACGCCAUGACAAGACGCCGCUUAGGGCGUAUGCGCAGUGGAAGCGAACAAAUGGAACUGCAAAUGCAAGCUAUGAGACAGCGACAACAACUGCUUGAAAUCAUUGAGCGAGCUCGAAGUAUCGAACGCCCUCACCUGAAUGAAAAUCAACUAAGAGCCCUGAUCCGCCGCACAAUUACCGAUGACGCAGCUGCAGCUGCGGCUGCAACUGCGCCAGAGGGGGUGGCUGAGACUGAGCAUGGCGAGCAGUACGAGAGCGCACGGUGUUGUGGAAUUUGUUUGAUGGAUUACUUGCCCGGAGAUUUAAUAGUGGACUUGCCUUGCAGCCACGCAUUCCACGAGGCUUGUGUCUUGCCUUGGCUAAAGAUCAAUGACAAAUGCCCGUUUUGUAGUAAAUCAUGCUGUUUGAAAUAAACACCUGUUUAAUGUACAAAAAAUAAAUUUUAAAUACAAUGGUUAUGACAAAAGCCUAUU
This is a messenger RNA of Kickxella alabastrina, 744 nucleotides long. RefSeq lists its product as uncharacterized. Bases 163 to 684 code for a protein of 173 amino acids. The record is from RefSeq and is a predicted model, not a curated record. The transcript has a single exon. Lineage: Eukaryota; Fungi; Kickxellomycota; Kickxellomycetes; Kickxellales; Kickxellaceae.